Molecule: messenger RNA, 171 nt
Organism: Torulaspora delbrueckii
Lineage: Eukaryota; Fungi; Ascomycota; Saccharomycetes; Saccharomycetales; Saccharomycetaceae
Exons: 1
Coding region: 1-171 (56 amino acids)
Source: RefSeq, a predicted model, not a curated record
AUGCGUCAUCAGCAGCCAGCUUAUCACCCACAACCAGUCUACGUACAACAAGCACCAGUUCGUCGAGAACGGGGUUGUUGCGGAUGUCAUCCAACCGGCUGUUGUGGUACCUUGUGCAACAUUCUCUUUUGCUGCUGUUUAGUUGAUCUAUGCUGCAAUAUUAUCGGGUAA